Molecule: messenger RNA, 3902 nt
Organism: Punica granatum (pomegranate)
Lineage: Eukaryota; Viridiplantae; Streptophyta; Magnoliopsida; Myrtales; Lythraceae
Source: RefSeq, a predicted model, not a curated record
CUCUAAAAAGGGGCAAGCUUUACCGUAAUGAUUGAAUUGAAUUUUGUGUUGCUCCUCCAUAGCCAAUUCCUCACCCUCACCCGCAUCACCAUAUACCCUUCACCAUUCUCUCUCUUUUCUCUCUCUCUCUCUUUUCUCUCUCUCACAUCACACCCAACAAUAUUCACGUGCCCAUCAGCAUCAGCACCAUCAUCAGCACCAUCACCAGUGCCCCCAGCUCCAAGGAUUCCCUCCUCCGGCGCUGGCAGCCGCCGAUCUCCCCCGCCGCCUCAGCAUCUCUACUACCAGGUUCUCUCUUGCCCUUCUGUCUGACCCGUUCGGUGGUUGCUGGCUCUUAGUCAGAGCUGACUAUGUUGAACGGCGGCACAGUGGUUGGGCUUUGGAAUUCCUGAUCUUGGAUUAGGACUCGAAGGAGCUGGUGUCAGCUGAUUUUGGGUCUGAUUUGUUAUGUGGUUAGCUCUUAAUUGGAGACAUGGACGUGUCUGCGUGCUGUUCCUUGACUUCUGGGGGCGGAGCGAAGCUGAUUAGUUGAAGCUCGCGCUGUUCAAUUUUGGGGGUUUCCGUACAUUUGAUGCGAUUUCAGUCCCGGGUUUGAUUCUCCGGGGCUAAUUAGACCGUUCUGCUUGAUCUUGUGGGGGGGGGGGUUAAUUGUCCCAAAGUUAGAUUCUUUUGAGAAUCUUGGUGCGAAGAGUAAUGGAGGCUAGGAUUGAGGCGGAGGCUCAUCACUAUUACGGCAUGGCCUCGGUUGGGAAGAGGAGUUUGGAGUGGAACUUGAAUGACUGGAAGUGGGAUGGAGAUCUGUUCAUUGCUCGACCUUUGAAUCCAGUCCCGUCGGAUUAUCUCGGCCAGCAAUUUUUCCCGCUAGGAAAUGGGAUUCCAACCGCCGGGAACUCCUCCAACAGCUCGUCCUCGUGUUCGGACGAAGCUAAUCUCGGGUUUGAGAAUGGAAAGAGGGAGCUGGAGAAGCGCAGGAGGGUUAUUGUGGUUGAGCAUGAUAAUUUGGAUGACAAAGCCAACGGCCUUACUCUGAAGCUUGGUGAGCAAGGUUAUCCAAUUGCCGAAAGAGAGGCUGGAAUUUGGGAAGGGAAUAGUGGAAAGAAGGCUAAAGUAGUCGGGGGUUCAGCAAGUCGUGCAGUUUGUCAGGUAGAAGACUGCGGGGCUGAUCUGAGCAAUGCGAAGGACUACCAUAGACGGCAUAAGGUGUGCGAGAUGCAUUCAAAAGCCAGCAGAGCCCUUGUGGGAAACAUCAUGCAGCGGUUUUGUCAGCAGUGUAGUCGGUUCCAUGCCCUUCAAGAAUUUGACGAAGGAAAGAGAAGUUGCCGCAGACGUCUAGCUGGACAUAACAAAAGAAGAAGGAAAACUAAUCCUGAUGCAGCUGCUACUGCAAAUCCACUCAAUGAUGACCAGGCUAGUGGUUAUCUGUUAAUAAGUCUACUGAAGAUACUCUCCAACAUGCACACAAAUCCAUCGAAACAAUCAGCAGAUCAGGAUCUUUUAACUCAUCUUUUGAGAAGCCUUGCCAGCAACCAAAUUGGGGGUAAGAAUAUCUCUGGCCUUUUGCAGGAGUCGCAAAAUAUUGCCAGUGGUGGAGCCUCUCUCUGUAAAUCAGAAGCAAUUCCUGCUGUGGUCUCGAAGGGCCUUGAAGGACCCUCAAGAUCUCCAAAGCUGCCACAAGCACAGCCCACACCUUGCGAUUUGAAUGGUGUUCAAAGCUACACGGAAGGCCGAAAUCCAACAGGAAGGCAGAGCAAGCUGAACAAAUUUGAUCUCAAUGAUGUGUAUGUUGACUCAGAUGAUGGCUUAGAGGACUUGGAGAGAUCACCUGUCCCUGCAAAUCCAAGGACCGAUUCUCUUGACUGCCCUUCAUGGAUGCAACAGGAAUCUCAUCAGUCAAGCCCACCUCAGACAAGUGGAACUUCAGAUUCAGCAUCUGCACUGUCACCUUCUAGUUCAAGUGGAGACACUCAGAGCCGUACUGACAGGAUUGUCUUCAAAUUAUUUGGAAAAGAACCAAAUGACUUUCCUCUUCUUGUACGGGCACAGAUCUUUGACUGGUUAUCUCACAGUCCUACGGACAUUGAGAGCUACAUUAGACCUGGAUGCGUUAUUCUCACAAUAUAUCUUCGUCAGUGUGAGGAUGCCUGGGAAGAGUUGUCUGAUGAUCUGGGUUCUAGUCUGAGUAGGCUUAUCGAUGUCUCAGAGGACAGUUUCUGGAAGACUGGGUGGAUGUACAUAAGAGUGCAGCACCAAAUGGCUUUCAUUUACAAUGGUCAGCUUGUUCUAGACACAUUAUUGCCAUCCAGAAGCAUCAACCACAGUAAUAUUGUUAGUGUCAGGCCCAUUGCUGUAUCUGCUUCUGAGAAAACCCAGUUUCUCGUCAAGGGAUUUAACCUAUGCAAUCCUUCAUCAAGACUUCUCUGUGCAUUGGAAGGAAAGUAUCUGCUUCAAGAAGCAACUCAAGACUUGUUAGAUGAAGACAAUAUUUCAGAACAUGAUGAGCUCCGGUCUGUCAAAUUUUCCUGCUCUAUCCCGGCAGUAACUGGAAGAGGGUUUAUUGAGAUUGAAGAUCGUGGUCUCCCUGGAAGCUUCUUUCCUUUCAUAGUCGCAGAAGCUGAUGUUUGUUCAGAGAUCCGUACACUAGAAGGUGCACUAGAGUUGAUCGGAACCGAUUCAGAUAUUGAGGGAACCACAGAAAUUCAGGCCAAAGAUCAGGUCCUGGAGUUCAUAAAUGAAAUGGGUUGGAUCCUUCACAGAAGUGGAUUGAGAUCUAGACUCGGCCAGUUGGAUCCAAAUACAGAACUCUUUUCUUUCAGAAGGUUCAGGUGGCUCGUGGAGUUCUCGAUGGACCACGAUUGGUGCGCUGUAGUAAAGAAACUAUUAGACAUUCUAUUCGAUGGAAUUGUUGGAGCAGGAGAGCACCCUAAAUUGUAUCUUGCUGUGCUAGAGAUGGGUCUUGUCCACAGAGCUGUAAGGAGAAACUGUAAGCCUCUAGUGGAGCUCCUCCUGAGAUACAUUCCUCAGUGGGUUUCGGACAAUGUUGCAUCUGAGCUGAGGCUGCUAAGUGAUGGGAAAUGCCAGAUUUUCCUCUUCAGACCUGAUGCUGUGGGCCCCGCUGGUCUGACCCCUCUCCAUAUUGCAGCUGGUAAAGAUGGUUCAGAAGAUGUACUUGAUGCUUUGACCGAUGAUCCUGGAAUGGUCGGGGUCGAGGCGUGGAAGAAUGCUCGCGAUAGUACCGGGUCCACCCCCGAGGACUAUGCGCGUCUCCGUGGCCACUACUCAUACAUCCACCUCGUCCAGCGGAAACUCAACAGAAGGGCGCUGCCACCACAGGCUUCCCAUGUGGUUCUCGACAUCCCCGACUCAAGCAAUGCCCAGCAGAGCCAUAGUAAAGACACCACCACCACGAGCAGCUUCGAGAUAGGGAAGAUUGAGUCGAGCUGGAAGCCAGGGCACAGGAACAGCUGCAGGAUGUGCGGCCAGAAGCUUGCCUACGGGAUCGGGGGCAGGUCGCUCCUGUACAGGCCUGCGAUGCUAUCGAUGGUGGCGAUUGCUGCAGUCUGCGUGUGCGUGGCUCUCCUGUUCAAGAGUUCCCCGGAGGUGCUUUACGUGUUCCGGCCCUUCAGGUGGGAAUUGCUGGAGUACGGAGCCAGUUAAAAGAAACCGGCUGUGAAACCGUAACUAGCAUCCAUCCACUGUUUUAAUGGAUAGUAUAAAUAAAGAGAUUGGUGAUCAUAAUAGGUGUUUGUAUUUAAAUGCAGAAGUUGCAGCAACCACCCUACUUACAAAUACUGUAAAAUGGAAGAGAUUUGUAGUGUCUGGUGUUUUGUAUGAUUGACGGACUCUCUUAUAUUAGGGACUUAAUCCCUAUUUAACUGUUCGCCGGGUUGCGCUCUUCUUCUUUA